This is a messenger RNA of Kwoniella shivajii, 1593 nucleotides long. RefSeq lists its product as uncharacterized. The record is from RefSeq and is a predicted model, not a curated record. Gene Ontology annotation, cellular component: plasma membrane. Gene Ontology annotation, biological process: transmembrane transport. The coding region runs from base 1 to 1593 and encodes 530 amino acids. Gene Ontology annotation, molecular function: transmembrane transporter activity. The transcript has 9 exons. NCBI's taxonomy places the organism in Eukaryota, Fungi, Basidiomycota, Tremellomycetes, Tremellales, Cryptococcaceae.
AUGCUUAAACCCAUUGAAGCUGAGUUCGCUCGGCCACCAAUCUAUACAAACGAGGAAGAGGCGGUUUUACACGAUGCAGAAGAUGAAAAUAUCCCUGGGUCAACACCGGGUUUUUUGGAACGAAUGCCAAGUCAUGCGACCGUGGUAAGGCCAUCGACAGAAGUAGGACAAAAUACUCAAUCUAGCUUAGAUUUAGAAAAGGGUGAAGGAGAGAUCUUGGUCGAAUUCGAACCAGGAGAAGGCCCUCGUUAUUGGUCAAAAGGCAAAAAAUGGCUUGCGACGAUGUCUACCUCGCUUCUCUGUCUCACGGUCGCUCUAGGUUCAGCAAUGCCCACCGGUGAUCUGCCAGGUACGGCGGAGGGACUCCACGUAUCAGAUGAGGCAAUAUACCUUUCAAUAACCCUAUUUGUGGUCGGUUUUGGAGUUGGACCUCUAGUCUUUGCUCCCAUGUCCGAGAUCAUUGGACGGAAACCGAUAUACAGUAUCUCCAUAUUCUUUUAUUUCAUAUUCACCUUGCCUUCAUGUCUUGCCAAGAAUAUUGGGACCAUGUUAGUCUGUCGAUUGCUUGCGGGUAUAGCUUCUUCCGCACCUAUGACCAACGUCGGCGGUACAAUCUCUGAUAUUUGGGCAGUUGAGGAACGAGGAGUACCAAUGGCCAUUUUCAGUUGUGCAAUCUUUAUGGGUCCAUGUCUAGGACCUCUCUUUGGAGGUUGGAUCAGCUACAAAACUGGUCAAUGGCGAUGGAUCUACUGGGUCUUAUUCAUCCUCGUUGGAGUCGUUUUCGUCUUCACUUUGAUCAUGCCAGAGACACUCGGCACAGUCACACUCAAGCGAAGGGCGGACAAGCUCAACAAAGUCAACAAGACAAAUAAACACCUAACUGCCCAUCAGAAAGCUCAAAAACAAUCGGGCGUGACUUUCACCAAAACACUGAAAACAGCCAUGGUCAGACCUUUCAUCUUAAUGUUUCUUGAACCUAUUAUCCUGUUUAUGAGUUUCUAUCUCAGUUUUGUUUACGCCUUAUUAUAUGCUACAUUCUUCGCAUUCCCUAUCGCUUUCGAAGAAAUUAGAGGUUGGAACUCCGGUAUGACAGGUCUCUCAUUCCUUUCAAUUGUCGUCGGUAUCUUCAUUGCUCUCUUCUGCAUGCCAGUACAAGAGCGACUUUAUGCAAGAAAACCGGGACAUCCCGAAUCUCGACUUUACCCCAUGAUGCUGGGAGCCAUUUUUUUACCUUUAUCAUUGUUCAUCAUUGCUUUCACCGGGGCUUACGCACAUGUUCAUUGGAUGGGCAUGAUGGUUGGAGGGGCCAUAUUUGGGUUCUGCAUGGUCAGCGUAUACAUCUCGGCAAACAGUUAUAUUGUCGAUAGUUAUGCUGAGGUUGCAGCAUCAGCUGUAGCAGCCAAGACUCUGAUGCGGUCAUUGAUAGGAGCUAGUGUACCUCUCUGGAUCACUCAACUAUUCCACAAUCUCGGAUUUCAAUAUGCUGGUCUCUUCCUCGCUCUUGUUGCAUGUCUCAUUGGACCCAUUCCUUAUUUCUUCUAUUUCAAGGGGGAGACCAUCCGGAACAGGUCCAAGCGUGCUAUGAAAACAUAG